CCAAAAACGAAAUAACAGGAAAACAGAGAGUGGUGGUGGCUAUUCCAUGACAGAGAGGCCAACGGCGACGACGAAGAAGAGAAAGAUGGGAGACAGAAACGCGACGGAAAAGAACGCAGCAAAAUGGCCUUCAAUCAAACCCAAGAAGAAUCUUCAGAUUAACCGCUUACGAGAUUUCGAUCUCUUCACGGUUCCGAAUUUUUUAUCCUCCGCUGAAUCGAAGGCGUUUAUUAAAAUUGCUGAGGCGAUUGGUUUUGCUCAUCAAGGGAGUCUUGGUCCAGCUAAAGGUGAAGCUUAUAGAGAUAAUGAUAGAAUCUCGGUGAAUGAUCCUGUCCUUGCAGAUACAAUAUGGGAGUCUGGACUUAGCAAAAUAUUUUCUGAUAUAAGAAUUCGAGGGAAGGCUGCUAUAGGUCUGAAUCCAAAUAUUAGAUUAUACAGGUACAAGGUUGGGCAACGCUUUGGACGACAUAUUGAUGAAAGUGUAAAUCUUGGAGAUGGAAAACGGACUCAUUAUACUUUGCUAGUGUAUUUAAGUGGUGGGCCUGGUGAGCUUAAAUCAAAGUCCAAGAAUGGUUCCAGCAACCCCACAGAUUCAUCUUCUGAUCCUUUAGUUGGAGGAGAAACAGUCUUCUAUGGUUCAAGAAAUAGCACUGUGGCUGAGGUAGCUCCUACUGAAGGGAUGGCACUCCUGCACAUUCAUGGAGAUAAAUGUUUGUUGCAUGAAGCCAGAAAUGUCACUAAGGGUGUCAAAUAUGUGUUUCGUUCAGAUGUAGUAUUUGCUUGAAGUUACCAAAUAAUCUGGUAUAUUCUUCUCUCGAGGGCUUUCUAUUUGAUAGCUUAUGACUUGAAAAAUCUAUGUCUUGAUUUUCAAUGUUUGUAAUAUGUUCUACUUGCAAAUUUAUGCCAUAGAGAAUUUGCUGUUAAAUGUAAGCAAGAUAGGGAAGUCAUUUUGAAAAUCUCAUACAGUUUGGAAAUUCUGGUUAAUUAUACCAGCCACCUACUCAGAACAUUAUAAAGAAAAGGGGUAAGCUCAGUACUAUAAUACUAACUUUCAGUUGCUUUUUGAAUAAUUUUUCUUAGAUACUUGAAAUUGAAUAUCAUGGGAAAGUAUGUUUGUCUUUCCCCUGUUUGUGUUGA
This is a messenger RNA of Lotus japonicus, 1137 nucleotides long. RefSeq lists its product as uncharacterized. The record is from RefSeq and is a predicted model, not a curated record. The coding region runs from base 47 to 784 and encodes 245 amino acids. Gene Ontology annotation, molecular function: procollagen-proline 4-dioxygenase activity; iron ion binding; L-ascorbic acid binding. The transcript has 4 exons. Gene Ontology annotation, cellular component: endoplasmic reticulum. Gene Ontology annotation, biological process: peptidyl-proline hydroxylation to 4-hydroxy-L-proline. NCBI's taxonomy places the organism in Eukaryota, Viridiplantae, Streptophyta, Magnoliopsida, Fabales, Fabaceae.